AUGAAGUUCAUAUCUCUCCUCUCUAUUGUCUCGGUCUUUGUUCUCUCUGCUAUUAACGCGGAAAAGGAACCAGCCGUUCUCCAAUUCUUCCCAGCACCUCGCAUAUUCCCGCCAGAGUAUAGAAUUCAUGCCAACUUGCUCGUGAGUCGCACUAGCCAUGAGAUUAUUUUGAGAACCAAGGAACCAAAUUGGCUUGCCUCUUAUCCCGAGAAAACACGCGGCGUGGUUGAAUACGAUAAGCUUCCGCAGGGUCAAUAUAGUGCGAUUAUCAACGACAAUGAUGCGAAGGGUGGUGACAAGACUUUCAGGAUCGAACUUACCAGACCCGAAUCAGUGUUCCACUAUGAAGGAACAAGCGUAACCGAUGAGGCUGUCGAAGGUCUGCAAGCUGAUGCAUACGUCCGAGCCAUCAAUGAUGAUUAUUAA
This is a messenger RNA of Lichtheimia ornata, 426 nucleotides long. RefSeq lists its product as uncharacterized. The coding region runs from base 1 to 426 and encodes 141 amino acids. NCBI's taxonomy places the organism in Eukaryota, Fungi, Mucoromycota, Mucoromycetes, Mucorales, Lichtheimiaceae. The transcript has a single exon. The record is from RefSeq and is a predicted model, not a curated record.